AUCACAUUAAAGUUAUUGAAAUUAUGUUAAAAUCAGGAUGUAACAGUACCGCGUUAUGUAAAAAGGACAAGUCUGCAUUAGAUAUUACAAGGGAUUACAGUUUCACGGAUGUGAUGGCUAUCUUACUUGGAAGUUUCCGUAUUCCACAAAGGAUGUAGUAAUGGCCAUUAUCCGUAUCAAACAAUAACUUCCUAGGCGUUUAAUGAUCAAAUCAGCGACCGAAUUACUGCUGUUUAAACAUAUCCCCGGACAUCAGAGCGUUUAAAAAAUUCAGAAAAAGGAAGUUAAUAGACAAUAGUGUCUUCUUUUUCAUAUCAGUUGACGAAAAAUCGAGACAUACAGAAUAUAAUGAAAAGAAUCUACCACAUAAGUUGCUUUAUUGUGAUCCUCCAGGCUGCCCUAGCUGAAGAUAACGCAAGAGAAGGGGCACCGGUCAGUCCUGGGAAUACAGAUGUUUGUCCAUACUGGGACUUCACUUAUCCGUACACGAGUGGAGUAGACUCUGAAUGUUGGUUUUCUGUGUCAGAAUCAACCCAGAAAAGGUUCCUUCACGAAGUUGCUCAGAACUCAUACAGUCUUGUAAAUUUUGUGCUCCGCUUUGAGAAUGUUUCCAGCAAACAAAUCAAUGAAACAAGAUGCGUUAUACAAGGCAACAAAUGGACCUGGACAUUUCCUGGACCUAAAGGGUCCAGACAAUACUUAAACUGGCCGUUAGGUUACCGGGUCUGGUCUCUAGGUCUGUUAGAUGUUAACACCUUGGAACAUUUCUCUGUUCCGUUAAGCGUUCAUGGAAAUUGUCAAAUCCAAUAUGGUGCUAACGAGACAACACAACGGAUUUCCUUAGCUCUAGCCAAUCUUACAGAUUAUCUUGUAUCUUAUACUAAAGAUGGCGAUGUUAACGGGAUGGCGGAGUAUUAUAAUCAGAGCUACUGGUGUUACAGGGAACGCAUAUUCAUCAAGAGUCAUGCACUUUAUUUGCUCUGUCUCAAUGUCAUUUGUCCUGUGGAAGCAAUGGGCUAUCGAUGUUGUCGCUGGAAGUGGAAUUUCUUGGCGAAAACACGAAUCUUGGAGUGUUCUGGAACUUACCUGAAAUACAGAAAAAUUGGCUGGAAGUUACCGUUUGUGCUAGGUCUGGUAUUAUACAUGUAUUUUCCCCUUAUUCUCGUGUGGUUUCUGAAAUAUGUCCAUGAAAUCACAUUUAGAGGUAGUUCAAGCUAUCAUGUAUUCCGGAACUUUUCAAUCAGCGACAUGGAAGGUCAUAUUCAAGUGGCUGAAAAUAAGGAAAGUUGGAUUUUUUACAAUCCUGUACAUAUUGGAACCAUUAUAACAGAUGCUUUUAACUGUUGCUGUGUAAAAUGCCCUAUUUGGACUUCAAGAAUUGUUAGAAUUACUUUCUUUUUCGUAAGCAUAUCAAUCAUCGCUCUGAAGGUACUAUUACAUGGACUAAUGCAAUACAACGACAUAGUUGCAAGUGUAAAAAAAGGUGUACCCAAAGAUUUCCAGUCCAUGUUGGCGGGAUACGAGCUGAGCAGUAAAAAUUUCCUUCGAGUGUUCGGGGGACCUUUCGUAGCGUGUCUGUUAUACGCCGUGUGUUUCAUAUUAAGUACAUGUGUUCCCUCCGACCUGGCAACAUUUCUUGCAAAAGGACUGGUUGAGAACAAAAAUGAAGUCGAAUCCCCUCUAAAAAUUAAUGCAUUUGUUCGAGUGAAAUUUGGAGCCAUGAAAACAACGGCACCCGUAAAUGGGUACGAAAAAAUAUUCCGUGUCUUCCUAUCUCAGUUCUUUAUGGUUCUGAACCCAUCUUUCUGGAAAUUUGCAGUAAUCACACAGAUUAGGCGCUGGAAUAAGUACAGUCUUAACGCAUGGAGGAAAUCCGCAUUUAUUGGAAGAAUAUUUCUUUUCAUAGCACCUCUGUAUGUUUUGUUUUCUGUCUUGGAACUAGCGUUGUGCCUUUUGCUUCAUGGAAUCCCAUUGAUUAGUUUCAUUAUGACGAUAGCACGUGCAUACGUCAUUGAACCUUGGCGGGAUCUAGAUAUAAGUGUCCCUUUAAAAGUCAUAUGCCGUCUCUUUGCGUUUUGCUUUGUGGCAUUCAGCAAUUACAUGUUCAGUAUAAUUUUUGUCGAUAGCUUCGUCUUUAUUUGUGGAGUGUUUGUGUAUACAUACACUGGGUUAUUUGCGCACCCAGAGGUAACUUAUGGAUACCUUAUAUUUUCUUUUACGGUCCUUAUAUAUAUGUUUGACAGCUUUAAUGACAUUUCUAAGUAUUACGACAAUAUAUUCAUGCAUACUAGAAAAAUAUGCAAGAAAAUACACAAGUAUGGUCAAUAUCCAGAUACAGCUUUGUUCAAAAGGGAGGAAGAAUGCAAAGGCAUCCCAAAGGACCUUUUCUUUUUAAUUGUGAAGAAGUACAGGCCCAUCAGACAACAGGUUUUUAUCUCUCUCUUAAAAUUAAGCGUGAUUGUCCUUGUUUUAUAUAUUUCUGUUGAUCUCUUGUUAGAAUUCUCCGCCUCUAAGAACUUAAGUUUACUUACACAGGCUGCAGCCACUAUUAUUGUGUGUCUUGUACCAAAGGUUUUAGGAGACUCAUGCUAUAUGUUUAAGAAACGAAGGCAUCACAGUCAGUCGCGGGAAAUUAAGAGGAUCAUACACGAGUUUUGUCUUCAUUCCACAGACGGAGGCACCCAAGGAGGCCCAUCAAAUUUAGAAGUUUUGUAGACAGUGUUAGAUUUUUUUUCAAGAGCAUUUGUCCAAACAAUCGAAUACACUUUAAGUAAAACUGUAUUAUGAAAUUAUUCUUGUUUAGGUGAAGUCGUGAAAUUACAAAAUCAAUAGUUUAGAAAUUUUAGAAAUGUUAUUAACUCUCUUAUAGCAACUACAAUAUUAAGCCCACUUCUUGUAGUCUUUUGUACGUGUUUUUUUAAAACCAUUCAAUGUAUAUGUUCUGAUAAAUUACAUACUGAUUUACUGACUGUAUAAGGGCGAUAGAAAAUGUGGGAUGCAUUGUCAACAGAACUGGUUAUAAUGAUAGCUUUCACCAUAGGACGCUGGAGCGAGAUUACAAUUUUUACAUUCAUGCAUCUUGAGUUGUAACCCUCGCGUUUGCGUUUUACUACACUUCCGUUCUCGUUCUUUUGCUCGUCCCACGGGUGAUAGUGGCCUUAUUAGUACAGUAUUUUAAAGGACAAGAUAGGCUAAGACGCCAUUUUGUCCCCUGGUUUGAGGUGUCUUUUAGAAUUACUAAUUACUUAAUUACAAUUAAAAACCUGUUGUUACCCAUGCCACAAAAUGAGUAUUGUUUCUAAGUUAUGGGAUACACAGAGGUCACAGGAAGAUCAGAAAAAAUGCCCGUUUCCUAAUUU
Molecule: messenger RNA, 3359 nt
Organism: Saccostrea cuccullata (small rock oyster)
Lineage: Eukaryota; Metazoa; Mollusca; Bivalvia; Ostreida; Ostreidae
Exons: 3
Coding region: 349-2715 (788 amino acids)
Source: RefSeq, a predicted model, not a curated record